This is a messenger RNA of Scylla paramamosain (green mud crab), 1812 nucleotides long. RefSeq names its product trans-1,2-dihydrobenzene-1,2-diol dehydrogenase-like. The record is from RefSeq and is a predicted model, not a curated record. Lineage: Eukaryota; Metazoa; Arthropoda; Malacostraca; Decapoda; Portunidae. Gene Ontology annotation, molecular function: nucleotide binding. Bases 219 to 1223 code for a protein of 334 amino acids. The transcript has 8 exons.
GUGAAAGUAAGGCUGCGCGCGCACUUCAUCACUUGAAACCAGCUGGUCACUUAAAUCUACGACACCGGACCACUGCCGAAAACGCAUAUGGCAACGUUGGGCACCAGGUGGGAGAGAAGUACCACUGUGGGUAAUACUGCAAAGGCCUUCCCUUCGCACUGCACAUCUGUUUCACCGAUACUUGUGCUUCACCUUUGCAAAAUAGAGCUGUCUGCAACAUGGCUACUCGAUGGGGCAUCAUCAGCGCGGGGCUGAUAUCUAGUGACUUCGUGUCGGCGAUGCAAGUCCUCCCAAAGGAAGAGCAUCAGGUGGUGGCAGUGGCCGCGCGCUCCCUGCAGGACGCCAAAAACUUCGCAGCCAAGUUUGACAUCGAGAAGGCUUAUGGGUCGUACAGCGAGGUGGCCAAGGAUCCCAACGUGGACGUGGUGUACAUCGGCACCAUCCACACAUAUCACCUGCCAGUGGCCACCGAGAUGCUGAAGGCGGGGAAGGCCGUGCUGUGCGAGAAGCCGUUGUGCAUGAACGUGAGGGAGACCCGGCAGCUGAUACAGACGGCACAGGAGUGUGGCGUCUUCUUCAUGGAGGCUGUCUGGUCCAGGUUCUUCCCGGUCUAUAGGGAGUUGUCUCGCAGGCUGAAGGACGGAGAGAUAGGCGAGGUGGUGCAGGUCAUUGCAUCUUUCGGCAAGAAUUUGCCUCAUGUGGAAAGACUUCAGCGGCCGGAGACGGGCGGCGGUGUGACAUUGGAUAUUGGCAUCUACCCGGUGCAGCUGACCACUCUGGCUAUGGGCGGAGACAAGCCCCUCAAGGUGCUCGCCGGGGGCCAUCUGAACAAGAAUGGCGUGGACGAAACCACCAGCGCCUGCCUCGUGUACUCGAACGGCCGCGUGGCUUCCCUCUCUGCCUCCAUGAGAGCCGACCUUCCCUCCGAGGCGUUCAUUGUCGGCACUAAGGGCACCAUAAAGGUUCACUACCCCAUGUGGUGCCCAGAAGUCAUCGAGGGUCCGUGGGGUAAAUCGACACACCCGCUGCCGAAGAAUUCCUUCACAUUCCACUUCAACAACAGCGAGGGACUGAUGUACGAGGCGGCGGAGGUGCGCAGGUGCCUCAACGAAGGUCUGCUGGAGAGUCCCGGGAUGCCCCACGCAGAGUCCAUCACGCUGGCGGAGGUCAUGGAGGAAAUCCGGACCCAAGUGGGGACAGUGUAUCUUCAGGACUCUAUGUAAACACUGCACGCCAGCGCCACUGAGGGCAGGCGGCGCUACAGGCUGAGAGCCACGGAAACUAUCCUUCUAUGAUGAGCCGCCACUGAAAAUAGAGAAUAUUCCGCUCAUUUGUCAGAUGCUUUCCUUUUUAGAGAAGGGAAUGUACAUGGAUAAGAUGUAAAGACUGGGGUAAGGCGCACCGAAGUCAUAUAGUGCCGUUGUGAAAAUAAAUGAGGCGCGCGGCGCAACAACGACGUAACCGAGAAAUGGAAGUUUCGAGAAAAACGCGCUCAAAGUUAAACACUGAUUGCGCACAAAAGGAUACCCUUAAAUAAGUAAGUAUUAUACAUCAUUUGAAAGGUCUUGGGUAGUCCUGUUUGGGGAUGUAGGUUUCGAAGUGAUAGGUGACGAUUUUGGGUGGAUGACUUACGCGUUAAUUAACGCGUAUACCGUAGGUAAUAAUUUUUUUUUCCCGAUAUUGUUUUCAUUUGUUAAUAAUGUGUUAGAGCCUAUUACACAUAGUAUUAGGUGAAAGUUUCAUGAAGAUUGGUACAUAAAUAAAUUUUUUAUGAAUUUUUUUCCGAGCGUAAAAAAUAAAACUUACUCAUUA